Messenger RNA from Procambarus clarkii (red swamp crayfish), 947 nucleotides. RefSeq lists its product as uncharacterized. The record is from RefSeq and is a predicted model, not a curated record. NCBI's taxonomy places the organism in Eukaryota, Metazoa, Arthropoda, Malacostraca, Decapoda, Cambaridae.
CCGCUAAAAUGGGCGUAGGAGUGAGGUCGGCGGUAUAUAUAAGUCAGGCGGCCUGGCGGGUCAGCCUCAGUACAGUGACAAGAGCCGUGAUCUACCACGCCAACAACCACCAAGUUUUCUCCAGGCAAAUUUUAAUCGGUCAAGAUGCGUAUGUCGUGGUUCCUUGGGGCGGCGCUGCUGGUGGUGGCUCUAGCACAGGCGUUUGCUGUGCCCGUUGACGAAAACAAUAAUCCCGAGGAAAAAAGUACUGGAUCAAAGACGUUUCAUGCUGUGAGGGCGUUCUUCAGACCCGUGACUGAUUAUUUCUUCAAGAAACUACCAAACAAGACCCCUUCAGAUGUUGCCACUGAUGUCAAGGAACAGGCGACUGAGGUAAAGGAAUGGGCACAGGAGAACCAGGCGGUGCAGUCACUAGUCUCCUCCCUCACACCAGUCAAGAACUGGCUCAAGGAUAAGGCCAACGUCCUGAAGGAUACGACCUUUAAAGAGAUGUAUGAGGACGUUAAGACGCGAGUAAGCAACUUGGAUGAAAGGAUUGGAACCUGGAUCCAGGAGCAUAACACCAAACAAUAAACUCCAUCCUUCCUUCCUCACCCCCCCCCCCCUUUCCCAAACCUUUCAUUCCAUCCUUAUCUCCCCCCCCACUACCACCUCGCACAUCUACAUUACCAUCUUCACCUCAUUCGUGUAAUUUUGUUAUCAGUCAGACAAAUGUUACCAUUAGGCUGUUCAAAUACUUUAUAGUUAAUUUUCUAGUAUUUACAUUUAAUACAGUUUUGGUUGAAAUCCACUUGUUAGGCUUCAUAAUAAAUUAUGAAAUUAUUAUUUUAAUUUAUUGUCCCGGUGUUCUGACAUGUAUUCUGAAACUUUAUUGAUUAUGUCACUCAGGCUUCAAUCUGAGAUCUAUGCAUUUCUGUGGUUUCUACAUAAAUUUUAUUUCCUUCAAA